AUGGACCAUUCCAGCUUGCACGAAUUCAUCAUCUCGUCGUUUCUCAAAAACCAGCGCCCUCCGACUGUUGGCGACAUCGCCACCCGCUUCGAAAGCGACGUCCCUACUGCGCGGCAAGGCCUGCGAGCUUUGGCAGACUACCAUGGUGUUGUGCUACACCCCCAAUCCGACGAGGUGUGGGUUGCCCAUCCCUUCUCCGCCGCGCCCACGACCUGCAUCGUGACCUCGGGCCAUCGCAAAUGGUGGGGAAACUGUGCCUGGUGCUCGCUCGGCGUGAUGCACCUCGCAGGCGGCACCUCGACUCUUACGACGAGGACUGGCGCCAUCGGCGACGAAGUGUCCGUCACGGUCCGGGACGGACAGCUGCUGGACACGGAUUUCGUCAUACACUUUCCGGUCCCCAUGCGUCAUGCCUGGGACAACGUCAUCUACACAUGCUCGGUCCAGCUACUGUUUCGCAAUGAAGCCGAGGUGGACGAAUGGUGUGCUACUAGAGGCAUUGCCAAGGGAGAUGUGCGGCCCAUUAAGCAGAUUUGGGAUUUCGCUGCUGAAUGGUAUGGCCGCCAUGCCGAUGCAGACUGGAAAAAGUGGUCUUUGCACGACGCGGUCGAGAUUUUUGCCCGUCAUAGGCUGACUGGUCCAAUUUGGACGAUUGGAGACGAGGCAGGGCGCUUUUGA
Molecule: messenger RNA, 678 nt
Organism: Metarhizium brunneum ARSEF 3297
Lineage: Eukaryota; Fungi; Ascomycota; Sordariomycetes; Hypocreales; Clavicipitaceae
Molecular function (GO): alkylmercury lyase activity
Source: RefSeq, a predicted model, not a curated record